AUUCCAGAGUACACUUUUUGUCCUCCUCAGUCCUCACGACAAGUUUUUUCCUAUUCUAAAUAAAACGACGACGUUUCCUGUUCUAAACAAAGCGACGACGUUUUGCUUGUAAGAGUUAGGGUUCUGUUUAACUUCGUUGCCUCAACUGCACGGACUUGCGUUCUUGCCCUGCUGCCUGCAUGCUGCCUACGCCACUGAUCUUCUCUUUGUUGCCUCGCCGUCGCCGGUCCGAUCGUCCCUUCCUUCAUGGAUUCCCAGGAUUUGGAAAAGCUAUCCAAGGAUUCCGGACUAACUGAACGUGAGCUGCAAGAGUUUUACAAUAGACGGAAGUCAAUUAUAUGGGUAAUUAGACUUAAAUAUAAGGUUCGAGGGGUAGAAUCUGUAACAUUUGGAACUGGUUUCUCUGUUAGUAGUGACGGACUAAUAUUUACUAGUGCUCAUUUUUUCCCAAAGACUUCGUAUACAAUUGAUGUUAGGAGGUUAGAGGAAGUUGGUUCUCACUCGGCUAAUGUAGUUUACGAGAAGCCGAAAUGGGAUAUUACUUUAUUGCAAGUUAUAGAUGUAAAUGAUUGUCAGUAUGCUACACUUACUGAUAAUGAUUCACUAUCGGUGGCCCAAACUUUAUUACACAUAGGGAAUCCUGAUAAUUUUGUGGGCUCGUUUUUGGUGGGUAAAGUUGCAUUUGGAUGUGUAGACGAUAUCGAAAUACCUAUAGGCAGUGUAACUUGUAGAACUUAUGCACCUACUGCCAUGGAGACCCCACCUAAGUUUAGAAUUAUGGGUGAUGUUUGGAAUGAACAUGUACUUGGUAAUUCGUCUGUUGGAAAAUCUUUUGAGAAAAAUCUUCACCCUUGUACCCCUAUCAUACAAAUGUAUGGCCUUAUUUGUGGAGAAGGUUCUUCAGGUGGCCCUGUUUUCAAUGUUAAAGGGGAAGUUGUAGGGAUGGUUUCGGGGAGUGCAUCUGGAUAUGAAUACGCCAUCCAUGUUGCAAUGUUGAGAGAAAUACUAAAGUUGUUUAAAGAACAAAACCCAGGCAACUAAGAUUGGAAAAGAAAAGAUAGUCCAAAUCCUAAAUUUCAGGGCGGGGAUUCCAAGAAAUUCAAGCCACUUCCAACUGACCAAAAAGGAAAAGGUAAAGUUGCAUAAAAGAUAUGAAGCUUGAAGACUCACAUAUAGGUAUUGAGACUGCAUAGAUAACAAUUGCUAACAAGAUUUUUUGGAAGCUGAUAGAUGUCAGUAGUUUAAUUACAUCCUGAACUGUUGAUCCUGAGAGAUAUUAGGCAUAUUUGCUGUAAUUGCAUGUGUCGGCAGAUUGUUAUGCGUCAAACAAAAGGAGUUUGGCUUGAUAACACAUUAGUAUUAGAAAGAAGACAAAUUACUUUCUUAUGUCAGUAGAUUGUUAUGCUUCAAACGAAAGGAGUUUGGCUUGAUAACCAUAUUUCCUAGAAAGAAGAUAGAUUACUUGCUUGCUUGCGGCUAGUUUUAUUUUUUAGCUUCUUCUCAUUAUAUGAUUACAAAACCUAAGAAGUAUGGGUUGAUGAAAGAUUGAAUUCUUACC
This is a messenger RNA of Nicotiana attenuata, 1558 nucleotides long. Its product is annotated as probable periplasmic serine endoprotease DegP-like. The record is from RefSeq and is a predicted model, not a curated record. Lineage: Eukaryota; Viridiplantae; Streptophyta; Magnoliopsida; Solanales; Solanaceae. The coding region runs from base 247 to 1041 and encodes 264 amino acids. The transcript has 4 exons.